This is a messenger RNA of Ostreobium quekettii, 775 nucleotides long. The record is from the annotation of a GenBank genome assembly. NCBI's taxonomy places the organism in Eukaryota, Viridiplantae, Chlorophyta, Ulvophyceae, Bryopsidales, Ostreobiaceae.
CCGGCCUGGGCGCCUUCUCCUCCGGCACCUUGACGACGGGGGCCUCGGCCUGCGGCUGGGGCUGUCGUACGCCGGCGACGUCCUCUACGUGCUCUGCUCGGCGCUGCCCAAGUUGCGGCGCCCCACGCGCGACAGGCUGGAGCUGUGGCGGGUUUCGAUUUUGACGUCGGUGGUGUGGUUUGCAAUCGCCGUGGCGGUGGCCGCGAGGACGACGGGAUCGGGAACCGCCGACAGCCGCUCCUCCCUGCUCGCCAUGCUAGUCUUCCUGCUGCCCACCCUGGCGCUGCCCAUGCCCGUCAGAUUCUACUACCCCAUGCAUGCCGUCAAGCUCGCAGCAUUCUUAUUCGUUUUCGACAUCCCCAAGGCAUGCGACGCGGGCUCUAAGUUCCACUACUCCUGGUACUGGGAGCUGGUCAAUUGGGUGUCGUGGGUGACGACGCGGACCAAGUGCGUGACCGGGGAGCCGGAGCCCAGCCUGCCGGAUCCAGGGCUCAGGUGCCAGCACCUCUGGAACUGGUGCUCGCUGCUGAUGCUCCUCUCGGCGGUGCUGCACGCGUGGAUGGGAGAGCACGCGGAGCGCGUCAGCUUCCUUCGAACGAGGGCGCCGGAAGAGACCUCCGGGGAGGACCGCGCGUUCUGGACGCCCUGGAACGCGAUGCUGCCCAAGUUCGUCCUGAUGCACUUGUACUUCCCAAAUGCCCUGUGGCUGCUGCUGCUCCAGUUCUACAAGUCGCAGGAAAGCGCCGCCCUCGGCCAAGGCUGCGUCCCGGGCUGA